Molossus molossus (Pallas's mastiff bat) is the source of this 3199-nucleotide messenger RNA. RefSeq names its product doublecortin like kinase 2 (gene DCLK2). The record is from RefSeq and is a predicted model, not a curated record. Bases 614 to 2962 code for a protein of 782 amino acids. Gene Ontology annotation, biological process: intracellular signal transduction; protein phosphorylation. NCBI's taxonomy places the organism in Eukaryota, Metazoa, Chordata, Mammalia, Chiroptera, Molossidae. The transcript has 17 exons. Gene Ontology annotation, molecular function: ATP binding; protein kinase activity.
GCCCUCCCAGCCCGGCCACGCGCCGUCCCUCGGGCGGGCCCGGGGACCAGCGCCGCCGCUGCUGCAGCCGGGCCUGGGGCUGGCGCGUGGGCGGGCCGGGCUGGGCGCGCCGCCCCCACGGCCCGCAGCGCCGCUCCCACGCUCCCAGCCCCUCCCCCUUCCUUCCUUCCCGCAGCGCUCGGGGAGCCGGCGGAUGCGAGCCGCGCCGGGCGCCGAGCUUUGUGUGCGCCCGCGGACCCGGCGAGCCCUGGGCGGCCCUCCGCGGCGGCGCUCAGCCGGCUCCCGGCUGGAGUUGCGAGGCGUGGCUGCGGGGGAGGCGCUUGGUGGGGGCGUGGGGCUCCCGGCAGGCGGGAGGGACCGAGCUCGCCGCGCCGGACAAUGAGCCCGGCAGCUCGACGCUGCGGCCACUAAUAGGAGGACGCGGGCGGCCGGCGCCUCCGCGGCUCAGCAGCUCCACCUGCGAGGAGGGCGGGAUGCCAGAGCCAGGUGUCCCGGCGCCCUAAGGCCCCUCACGGCCAGGCGCCUCCGAGCUGGUGCUCGCACUGACAACCCGGCUACCUGCAGGCUUUGGCUGGGACGGUAUUUUUUGCGGGGGGCCCUCGGAGCAGCCGCGAUGGCCAGCACCAGGAGCAUUGAGCUGGAGCACUUUGAGGAACGGGACAAAAGGCCGCGACCGGGGUCGCGGAGAGGGGCGCCCAGCUCCUCCGGGGGCAGCAGCAGCUCGGGCCCCAAGGGGAACGGGCUCAUCCCCAGCCCGGCGCACAGUGCCCACUGCAGCUUCUACCGCACGCGGACCCUGCAGGCCCUGAGCUCCGAGAAGAAGGCCAAGAAGGCGCGCUUCUACCGGAAUGGGGACCGCUACUUCAAGGGCCUGGUGUUUGCCAUCUCCAGCGACCGCUUCCGGUCCUUCGAUGCGCUGCUCAUGGAGCUCACCCGCUCCCUGUCGGACAACGUGAACCUGCCCCAAGGCGUCCGCACCAUCUACACCAUCGACGGCAGCAGGAAGGUCACCAGCCUCGAUGAGCUGCUGGAAGGUGAGAGUUACGUGUGUGCGUCAAAUGAACCAUUUCGUAAAGUUGAUUACACCAAAAAUAUUAAUCCGAACUGGUCUGUGAACAUCAAGGGUGGGACCACCCGAGCCUUGGCUGCUCCCUCCUCGGUGAAGAGCGAAGUGAAGGAGAGUAAAGAUUUCAUCAAACCCAAACUGGUGACUGUGAUUCGCAGUGGAGUGAAGCCUAGAAAAGCCGUGCGGAUCCUUCUCAAUAAGAAGACCGCCCAUUCCUUUGAACAAGUCUUAACAGAUAUCACCGAAGCCAUUAAACUAGACUCGGGCGUGGUCAAGAGGCUCUGCACGCUGGACGGAAAGCAGGUUACUUGCCUACAGGACUUUUUUGGUGACGACGAUGUUUUUAUUGCUUGUGGACCUGAGAAAUUCCGUUAUGCCCAAGAUGACUUUGUCCUGGAUCACAGCGAGUGCCGGGUCUUGAAGUCAUCUUACUCUCGCUCCUCCGCUAAGUACUCUGGAUCCAAGAGCCCUGGGCCCUCUCGACGCAGCAAAUCACCAGCCUCAGCAAAGAGGGGUGGCCACUACUCCAGUGCCUGUGUGACAGCCAGAUCCCCAGUGAAUGGAACUCCCAGCAGCCAGCUCUCCACUCCUAAGUCUACCAAGUCCUCCAGUUCCUCUCCAACUAGCCCAGGAAGUUUCAGAGGAUUGAAGCAGAUUUCUGCACAUGGCAGAUCUUCUUCCAACAUAAACGGUGGACCCGAACUUGAGCGUUGCCUGAGCCCCGAAGGUGUGAAUGGAAAUAGGUGCUCUGAGUCAUCGACUCUGCUUGAGAAAUACAAAAUUGGAAAGGUUAUUGGUGAUGGCAAUUUUGCGGUCGUCAAAGAGUGCAUGGACAGGUCCACUGGAAAGGAGUUUGCCCUGAAGAUUAUAGACAAAGCCAAAUGUUGUGGAAAGGAACACCUGAUUGAGAAUGAGGUGUCCAUACUGCGCCAGGUGAAACAUCCAAACAUCAUCAUGCUGGUGGAGGAGAUGGAAACAGCUACUGAGCUCUUCCUGGUGAUGGAAUUGGUCAAAGGUGGAGACCUCUUUGAUGCAAUUACCUCCUCAACCAAGUACACUGAGCGAGACGGCAGUGCCAUGGUGUACAACCUGGCCAGUGCCCUCAGGUAUCUGCACGGCCUCAGCAUUGUGCACAGAGACAUCAAGCCAGAGAACCUCCUGGUGUGUGAAUAUCCCGAUGGAACCAAGUCUUUGAAACUGGGAGACUUCGGUCUGGCCACGGUGGUGGAAGGCCCCCUGUACACAGUCUGUGGAACACCAACUUACGUGGCCCCGGAAAUCAUCGCUGAAACUGGCUAUGGCCUGAAGGUGGACAUCUGGGCAGCAGGCGUGAUCACGUACAUCCUCCUCUGUGGAUUCCCGCCGUUCCGAAGUGAGAACAACCUCCAGGAAGAUCUCUUCGACCAGAUCUUGGCCGGGAAGCUGGAGUUCCCCGCGCCCUACUGGGAUAACAUCACGGACUCCGCAAAGGAAUUAAUCAGCCACAUGCUUCAGGUAAACGUCGAAGCUCGGUGCACUGCGGGACAAAUCCUGAGUCACCCCUGGGUGUCAGACGAUGCCUCCCAGGAGAAUAAUAUGCAAGCUGAAGUGACAGGUAAACUCAAGCAGCACUUUAACAAUGCGCUCCCCAAGCAGAACAGCACCACCACCGGGGUCUCCGUGAUCAUGAACACGGCUCUAGAUAAGGAGGGACAGGUGUUCCGCAGCAAACACGGUCAGGACAGCGGCCGGCCCGGGACGGAGCCCACCUCGCCAGUUCCCCCCCCUGCCCAGGAGCCCGCUGUGCCCAAGGCGGCCGUCCAGGCCCCUGCCGCUCCGGAGUCUCCCACCACCCCCUGCCCUCCUGCUGCCCCGGGCUGCCAGCGGGCAGGGACCUGGCGCCGCCACCGAGACUGAUGCAGCCUGAGCCCGCGACUGCUGGCCUCGGCUGUGCCCCGCGGCCCCGCCCUCCCUGCCUCCGUGCCACAGGCGGCCUCAGCGUUGGUGACACACUGAGCACUGGUUUUAAAUCAUCUGAGUUUCAGCUCAAUGGACUUUAUACAACGUCACCAGGAGAAUGUGCAACUUUUUUCCAGCAUUUAAUGCAUUUUUAUAGACACUUCAGAUGAGCCCAGACCUCCCCCUGUUGAAGUA